This is a messenger RNA of Brassica napus (rape), 837 nucleotides long. RefSeq lists its product as uncharacterized. The record is from RefSeq and is a predicted model, not a curated record. The transcript is spliced from 3 exons. The coding region runs from base 1 to 837 and encodes 278 amino acids. NCBI's taxonomy places the organism in Eukaryota, Viridiplantae, Streptophyta, Magnoliopsida, Brassicales, Brassicaceae.
AUGGCAGGCGUAUGGAAGGAGACGCCAGAUGAGGAUUACCUAAAGUACUUAUUGGUUUGGGUUCGGAUUCGCAAUAUACCGGUGAAUCACUACACGGCAGAGGCUAUUACUGCUCUGGGGGAUAUCAUUGGGAGAGUGGAUGUGUUUGCUUUUGACCCAGAUAAACCGCAGACAAAUGCUUAUGUUCGUGUGAGGGUCUUCUUUGACGUCUCAAGACAUGUGAGAAGAUCAAAAGUGGUGAACCGACCAAAAGGAGGUGGAUCGGAGCGUCAAGUGAAAGCAAAGGACUGGAGGAAAAAAGUUAAAGAGGAGAAUCAGAGGGAAGAAGAAGGUAAACAGACCUUUAUGGUCACUAUCGAGAAAGAUGAUCCUCUGUAUGGUGUUCUGAAUGACGAUCAAGUGGGUGUAGACAAAGCUACGGGUCAGAGGAAGAUCAACCAUGAGGUCCUACAACAGAUGAGGGAGUACAUUCUGGCUGCUGAAGGAGGUGAGAAGCGCGUAAGGCAGGAACGGGUUCGUAAAUCUGUAUCUGAUUUGGAUAAUGAUCCGUUAGGGCAGAAGAAGUUUCUGCGUCUUGAAGCUGCUCCUCCAAUAAUAACUCAUGAAGUGGACAAAGGGAAAGGUUUUGUUUUUGGUUACUCGAAACAGAAUGAACCUAACCACAGUCUGGACAAUGCAUCACGGGGUUCAAGUUCAUGGGUUGAGAAAGAAAAUGUUUCUUUGUUGUCAGACUCUGUUGAUCGUGUAGGCGAUAGAGCCUCAAAUUCAGCGGAGAAGGGGAAUAAUUUUUUCUUUGACUAUUCAACGGGUUUUAGUAGUGGUUUUUUCUGCUGCUAG